Messenger RNA from Amaranthus tricolor (Joseph's coat), 1835 nucleotides. RefSeq lists its product as uncharacterized. The transcript has 2 exons. The record is from RefSeq and is a predicted model, not a curated record. NCBI's taxonomy places the organism in Eukaryota, Viridiplantae, Streptophyta, Magnoliopsida, Caryophyllales, Amaranthaceae. The coding region runs from base 281 to 1288 and encodes 335 amino acids. Gene Ontology annotation, cellular component: cytoplasm.
ACACGAUUUUCAAAAUAGCAAUGAACUUCAAAACACUACAUUACUCCCCUGCCGCUAAAAAAAUUCUACUCUACAGCUGUCAUUCGGCCCCUGCCGCCUGCCACCCUCACCGUCACUGCCUGCCGCCGGUGGUUCAGACGCUGCUGUCUGGCGCUGCUCAUGCUCGCUCCUGCUUACGCCUCACUUCCUUAGUCGAAAGUCGAGGGUCGACUGUCCUCUACUCCUCUUCUACUCCUCUUUACAAAAACCCUAAAAAUCAAAUUUUUGAUUUUUUUAGAAAAUGAAGCAAGAAGAAGUAAAUUGUUGCCAGAUUCAAGAAUGGUAUCCAAAGUUUAAAGCUGUCUCUAUAAAGACGGUUAUCCAUGAACUUCCAGAACCUUUUAUUCAGUAUCUAGUUGAAGAUGCUGGCCCCUUUCUUCUCCCUGUUUCUGUCUCAAAUGAGGAUGCAUUUCCCAAUAGGAUUCAUAAGCCUGAAGACGAGGAGGACUAUCAAGUGUCUGAAGGAUCCGAAGAUGAAUCAGAGCAACCACUUCCACCCCCUUCUUUCCCAGAACUUGAAUUGAAGAUCAAGGAAUCAAUUGAAACCCUUGGUGGUGCCGUAUUUCCUAAGCUAAACUGGAGUUCACCGAAAGACAGUGCUUGGAUUAGCCCCACAGGAACCCUUAAAUGUACGUCUUUCAGCGACAUAGCGCUUUUACUCAAAUCGUCUGAUUCUGUGAUCCAUGAUUUAUGCCAUGCAUAUGAUUCAUGUAGUGAUAAGAGUUUGUUAAGACCGUCUCAUUUCUAUCUCGCCCUUCGGAAAUGGUACCCCUCCCUUAGACCAGAGAUGGAAUUCCGUUGCUUUGUCUACGCUCAACAACUUGUGGGAAUUUCUCAACGUGAAGUCACAACUCUAUAUCCUACUCUACAGGACAGGAAAAACGAGCUUAAAGAUCUUAUCCAUGAUUUUUUCAUGGAUAAUAUUCAUGGGAGAUUCAUUUCUGAAAAUUUCACGUUUGAUGUUUAUGUUACAAAAGAUACGAGGAUCAAGUUAAUUGAUUUUAACCCUUGGUGUGCGUCUACAUUGCCACUACUGUUUACUUGGGAGGAAUUAGAGCGAGAUGGAAUGGCUGGCCAAGACGUUGAUUUCAGAAUAGUAGAAAGCCAGCUUACAGUGCGGCCAGGUUUGAAAACUGCAGUUCCAUACGAUUAUAUAGAUAUGAGACCUGGGAGUGGUUGGGAUCAAUUUUUAAGAAAUGCAGACGAGGAGUUGCAGCAGCAGACGAGAUCUUCAGAAGCCAGUGUAUGAGCAACUGGUGCGUUGAUGUGAUAAUUUUUGGAGCUUCAGUGCAAUAUUUUUCCAAUCCGUUCAUCGGUUGAUAGAAAGUCGUUUUUUCUUCGUUAUUUUGGCACCGAGAUGGUCAUUUGCUAUUGAGAGUUGAGACGAACCAUAUAGGCUUGUAACUUGGAAGAAGCAGUACCUAAAUAGAAGCCUCCUUGUGAUAGUACUGGUAACUAAAGGAUUCUAGAGGAAAAUGUACUUUCAAAGGUAUGGUGUGGAUGUAUAAGUUAUGAAAGAUUAUAUUAGCAUUUCACCUAGAUGGUACCCACCCAUGCAGUGCUAAUUGGUACCUGUGUGAUGUACGAUUUUAUUAUUGUUUAAAAAUAAAUCAAUUUUAAGUAUAAAUUGUUAUGCUAUUAAAAUUUUCUUGAUCCAACAAAUAUAUCUUGUUUCUGUAAAUGUAUUAAAUGUAUUGAUGUCCUAGGGUUUUGAUAAAAGGAAUGUAUUUUGUUAUUUCUAUACUAUAUAGGUCGAUGAUGAUGUCAUCAUAUCAAUUUGAAGGCAAUAGCACCAU